Molecule: messenger RNA, 4685 nt
Organism: Falco peregrinus (peregrine falcon)
Lineage: Eukaryota; Metazoa; Chordata; Aves; Falconiformes; Falconidae
Gene: GEM
Product: GTP binding protein overexpressed in skeletal muscle
Exons: 8
Coding region: 2818-3711 (297 amino acids)
Biological process (GO): negative regulation of high voltage-gated calcium channel activity
Cellular component (GO): plasma membrane
Molecular function (GO): GTPase activity; calcium channel regulator activity; GTP binding
Source: RefSeq, a predicted model, not a curated record
GCGGCCCGGGGGUGCCGGCUGCGAGGGGGCUGCCGAGCCCGCCCCGGGGAGCGGCCAGGGACGGGCUGGGGCCGCGGGGACCCCUCGGCGUGAGGGUAGCGUGGCAUCACCGCCGUCCGCCGGGAGCGCCUGCGGCUUCGCCACAGCGGAGCCCUGAUGCGAGCCUGACGGUCGCUCGCAGGCAGGGGUAAGGCACGUCGCUAGUUCCGUGCGGAAAUCAGCGAGGUGCGCCUCGGCCUGGGGACCGGCUGUGCCGUGAGGUUGCGGUGGGAUUAUACCUUCCAGCAAAGAAAGGGCGAGCCGUGUCGGCCUGCGACUGACGUAAAAGACCACAGUUUGUAGAUCAAAGUGCGGCGGGCACCGGGCAGCCCGAGGAACCCAGUGCGGGUUAGGGGCAGCGCAGGGCUCUGGGUACCUACGUGCUGCCCAGGGCUGCUAUAGGCACCCCCGAACCCGGGGUACUGAAACCACCCUGCAGCUGCAGCCUGAGCUGUGAAGCAUCCAAACGCCUGCCCGAACCAGUAAACUCCCCAAGCGCCUUCUGAGGUCGGUGUCUUGUUGCCAAAGACUUCACACCGCGAUCAAGAGGCUGAGAAUGCCCCUGUGCCGUUCUCCUGAUGCUGUGAGCUUCUGCUUCACCUCGAGGGGUUCACCAUGUGAAUAGUAUACAUUCCACUAAGACAUAUUGUUACAGCAUCCAAGCCAAGCCUGGCUGGGUUGAUUCCAGUGUGGUGACAUGUGAAGUGUGCUUCUGAGAACCAGGGAAGUACCAUCUGAGAAAGGCCAUGGGGAAAAGUCUGGUGAAAUGUGGGGAAAUGCUGGCAUUACUGAUAAUUGUCUAUCAAAGUGGGUGUCGAUUCCCUUUCAUUCUGCAGUAUGCCAGGCAGAUAACUUCUGGUGACCAGAAGUCCCCUGCAGAGGUUGUUCAUUAUUAGCCAAAGCUACUUGCGGCUCUGCUUUGCCCAGACCCAGGAGAACUUACUGAGCUUCCUGAAGAUGGGACUGAUGAGAGCUUAUGUUUGAAUGAAUACAGCUUUUAAACAGUCUUUUACAAUGGGACUGAUGAACAAACAGUUCUAAUGACAAGUUAAAAUUAAUUACCAAAUGUCCAGCCCCUGACUGUUACCAGAUGUUGUCAGCAGCAGGUCCUGUUUUGGGGUGGCUGAGGGUGGUGACAUUGAGGUGCUGGAGCGUGUCCAGAGAAGGGCAACAGGGCUGGUGAAGGGUCUGGAGCACAGGUCUUGUGAGGAGCAGCUGAGGGAGCUGGGGUUGCUUAGCCUGGAGAGGAGGAGGCUCAGGGGGGACCUUAUGUCUCUCUACAGCUGCCUGAGAGGAGGCUGUAGGCAGCUGGGGGUCGGUGUCUUCUCCCAGAUAACAAGUGACAGGACAAGAGGAAAUGGCCUCAAGUUGCACCAGGAGAAGUUUAGAUUGGAUAUCAAGAAAAAUUUCUUCACUGGAAGGGUGGUCAAACACUGGAACAGGCUGCCCAGGGAUGUCAUGGAAUCACCACCCCCGGAAGUGUUUAAAAGAUGUGUAGAUGCGGUGCUUAAGGAUGAGGUUUAGUGGUGGACUUGGAAGUGCUGGGUUAAUGGUUGGACUUGAUGUUUUCGGAGGUCUUUUCCAGCCUAAACGAUUCUAUGAUUCUGAACCUGAGGUCUGAAGCUGUCCUGGAGACUACCUGCAAGCAGUCUGCAGGUGGGACCCAGUUGGUCCCUGGGUGGCCGCUCAGCAGAUUUUCUCCCGUGGGAGAUGUGAGGGCUAAGGGCUGAAUCAUGAGAGGGGAUGCUCCAACCCACAGUGCAGUCAUUUGCUGAGACCUGCUGCCCUGUGAACACCCCAGCUGGUGGCUCGGCUGCAGGCACACCCUGGUUUCAUCACUUCUCAUCCCAGCAAAAGGUGGUGGCUGCUGGACUACAGUCCCUGCUGCAUUUUGAACUCAUUGGGAGGUUUGGCCCCUCAGAUUAACAAUCUGGCUGGAAUGCCCUGCAGAGGUAGCUCCUGCCUUUCCUGGGCAUGAGGUGCUGCCAUACUCUGUACCAGGGCAUGCCGUCUCCACCUGAAAUGCCUGCCAUGUCCUGGCAGAAGCUGUGGCUGGAGCCACUAUGGGCUUCUGCUGAGCCCUGCAGGACAUCUGCAAUGGGAACUUUUUCUCUCCAAAUGGUGAUCUGCACCUCUUAGAAGAAGGUGCACUUUGGUCACAGGGUACAUACAAGGAAAUAGGUCAGGAAGCAAAAAAAAAACCAGGAGCUGGGAAGGAGGAUUUGAUGUUACAGUGAACAGGUGUUCCUCUUAGACUGGAAAUGAGUUGCUGGGAAAAAUGAAUGCUCAGUGCUGAGCUCCUUGGACACUCGCCUGGCUGUGGGAGCACCUUUCCUGCUUAUGGUCAUGGCCAGCAAGAGGCUGCAGCUGGGUCAGGGUCAGGGCAUGAGGACUCCAGCCAGCCCCAGGGCACGACAGAGGGGAGGGGUAAUGUCUUGCUUUCAACCAGACAAUAUUCAGUCACUUCUCCUCCCCGCCUCCAGCUCCCCACAUGAUCUGCAAAGCCAGGAAACAUGUGGCCCUUUGUUCUUACAGUGUCUGAUGUAAAGAGUUUGGUACGUGGUCUGCAACAAACAACAGUUGUGCCGGAAGGGAGGCACACAUUUGCCAUGUGUGUGAGAGAAGGCCUGCAGAGAAGAUGGCGUUGUGGUCUCUGACAUGACAUGCUGCUCAGAGGAAGGUCUGAGGAGAAACCAUCCCCAGAAUCCUAGCCUGCCUGUUGGUCAUGCUGCCCAUCCAGCCACUGAGGGCAUCUCGGAAAGUAAUGAGGGGUAAAAAAUGACCCUUAACAACGUUACCAUGCGUCGCACCCACAACAGCAGCCUGCAGCAGCAGCAGCAGCGAUGGAGCAUCCCUGCUGAUGGGAAGAAUCUGCUGGUCCAGAAAGACUCCAAUGAGUACAACCCGCAGAAGCGAUACACCAUCAAUCCCGAUGAAUAUUACAGAAGGAGCUGGUCCUCAGAGUCAUCUGACUCUGUCAUCUCCUCUGAGUCUGGCAGCAAUUGCUACCGGGUGGUGCUGAUCGGGGAGCACGGUGUAGGCAAGUCCUCGCUAGCCAACAUCUUUGCAGGGGUGCAUGACAGUAUUGACAGCGACUGUGAGGUGCUGGGAGAAGACACAUAUGAAAGAACCCUGAUGGUGGAUGGCGAAAGUGCAACCAUUAUACUGCUGGACAUGUGGGAUAAUAAGCGUGAAGGAGAAUGGAUUCGAGACCACUGCAUGCAAGUGGGAGACGCAUAUUUGAUUGUCUACUCCAUCACAGACCGAGCAAGCUUUGAGAAGGCCUCCGAACUCAGAAUACAGCUCCGCAGGGCACGCCAGAAAGAAGAUAUCCCCAUUAUUUUGGUUGGCAACAAAAGCGACCUUGUCAGGUGCCGUGAAGUUUCAGUGGCAGAGGGACGAGCCUGCGCUGUCGUGUUUGACUGCAAGUUCAUCGAGACCUCGGCAGCUGUGCAGCACAAUGUGAAAGAGUUGUUUGAAGGCAUCGUGCGGCAAGUCCGACUCCGGAGGGACAGCAAGGAAAAGAAUGAGAAGCGGCUGGCGUACCAGAAACGGAGAGAGAGCAUCCCCAAGAAAGCCAGGCGGUUUUGGGGCAAAAUAGUUGCCAAGAACAACAAGAACAUGGCCUUCAAACUCAAAUCCAAGUCUUGCCAUGACCUAUCGGUACUUUAAGAACGCUGGACUCUGCCAAAGCUUGUGGCAUUUUGUGGACAUGAUCUAACUAUGUCGUGGGACAAUCAAUCAAUCUAUAUUAGAUUGGGCUAUCAAAGUGACUUAGGUUCACAGUCGUGAUUGUGGUGAUACGUGCUGGCAUAAGAACAGCACAGUGCAUGGAAAUAUCUCUCUUCCUUUUUUUUUUUUUUUUUUUUUUUUUUUGUCAGUAGUUUUAAAAGAAAAGUAUAGACCAGAACGACCCAAAGUUAUGCUGGGAAGCGUUCUGGAACCUUUGGGUAAUAAUGUAAGAAUCUUGAACUGUCAUGACUUGGGAAGUGAAUACUACACUCUUUACUCUUUCUCCUUUAUAUUAUUAUUUCUUUUUUAAAACUGUGUAAAGAAUUGAGGAACUGACUGGGGAUCGGUCCUUUGCCAGUUGGCUGGUCACGCUUGAGCACUCACAGCUGAAAAACCUGCAUUUUGGUAGAAUAGCCACCAAGACACUUGGUUGUUUUUCUUGUUUUGUUUUUGAUGGUGGUUAUUUUAUUUUAUUUUAUUUCAAGGAUUGGUUUCAAUGAGUUUACACAUCUCUUACUUUGAAAAUAUUUAAGGAAAAUUCUUAUAAUCAAAUAAUUUUUCCUCUCAUAUUUUCUUAUUAUGCGACUUCAAAAAUCAUAGUAAAAUUAAAAUUAAAGUGCAAGUUGUAUCAAAGUGCAUCAAGUGCAGGAUGCUAAACCUUUAUAAAUCACCUGAGCUUUUUUAAGAAACCACAUGGACUUCUCGUAUCCAGCCUUGGCCUUUCUCUACGCCAGAGCUAUGCAGUAUUUAUUGUUGCGCAAAAUAACAAGCAUUUUAAUGUUGAGGGGAAAUGUAUUUAUUACCAAGUUUCUUAAAAGAAUAAUGUUAAUUUUAUUACUGUUUUCUAUCUAAUAUCUUUUUUCAGAUAUGCAAGUUUUUACUUACAUGCCUUGUAAUAAAAUAAAUAAAAUAUA